Molecule: messenger RNA, 3185 nt
Organism: Harmonia axyridis
Lineage: Eukaryota; Metazoa; Arthropoda; Insecta; Coleoptera; Coccinellidae
Product: armadillo repeat-containing protein 2
Exons: 13
Coding region: 311-3040 (909 amino acids)
Biological process (GO): cilium organization
Source: RefSeq, a predicted model, not a curated record
AACAUCACACUGACCCACUGACACGUCCGUAUAAGACAUGUGGAUUCAGUCAGGUGUCAACGGACUUGGCUUCUACCAAAUGGAAAUACAUUAAUAUCGAUUAUUUUCCACGCAAACUUGCAUGUCUGGGAAAGCGUUUAUUUUCCGAAAUUAAUCAAUAGUUUUCCCUCAACAAGAACUAGGUUUAAACGGACGGACGGCAGUACAGAACUGGAAGCGUCAAGUGCCGCACUUGAAGAAACAUUUCUUGGGUUCCAAAUCUCAUUUAUGGAUGUGAAGGAAGCUUAACAGAAGACUACCUUAGGUGCUGAUGACGAUGGAUAUGAAGAACCAGAAUUUCCACAUCAGUGGAAACGGAAAAUUUUCCGCGUCGAUAUUUGAGCCAUCCCAUAGGAAAACAAGCGCGGAAAUCAUCAAUGAAGCCAGACACGCAAUAAAAGAGACACAUACACCUGCUGAAAACGUCCUGAUAAAUCCUGCAGUUCACCCUAUUCAAACAAAAAGGCCUUUUACACCGAGGGAAAAAGAAAGACAUCUUUUCGGUAAUAAAUCGAAAACUGCAAACAGACCGCCCAGCUCAUUCAGUCUACGUUAUCUCCAGAAUGAAUCGGACUUACCAACAAACAACUUGCAAGAAACUAAUAUGAUAUUAUCUCCGUCCAUGUUGGCAGCUUCAACAAGAUUAAGCGAAGAUGCCUCGUCCAGCAUCAGACAUAGGUCGAAUUCCGUUUCAGAAAUCAACGACGAUAAAAUCUUCAACAUCGGGCUCAAAGACUUGCCCAUGAGGAAAGUUAGACUUCCCUCUCUCGAAAGGCCACUUCCCAAGAGGAAGUUGUUCAAGAAGAACUCUUUGGACAAUCUGCUGGAAGAAACUGAAGAGGUAAAGGCGCCUCAGUUCCGAAACGCGUACAGCUCUCCGGAAGAAAAGACCGAAUAUAACCAAUCCAAGUUCAAGACACCCUUCGGGCGACCGUCUAAAAGACAGGACCUAUCCAAAUGCCUGCUUCUCGGUCCACAAAACCUGGAGAAGAUAUUCGACAACAGACAGAUAAUAGAACAUUCGACCACGCUUUUCGUGGAAAAAGGUUACUUUAAUAGGGAACUAAAGAGCAACGAAUCUAAAAAAUUACAAACCUCCAUUUCAGUAUUGGAAGCUGAAGACAAGACUGUGGACGAUAUCGUGGCAUGUUUGAACACUCAGUCUUGCGUGAAAGCCGAUGAAGAAACUGUAGUUAGGUUGCUUUCAGAGAUGUACGACUGCAUGGAGAAGCAGAAGAUGCUGGACGUAAAGGUCACUUCCAAAAUGAAGAUACACAUCUUGAAGUGUCUCUACAGAUUUGUCGAAUCUCCAAAUCCGGUGUUGCUUUUAGGUCUGGCCAGGAUCAUCCUUGCGCUCAAAGUUACUGGCAACAAUCUCAGCGGUGUGUGUAAAUUAUUGUUCAAAGUUGCCAAGAACGAUUGUAACGAUCAUCUCUUUCUAGAGAAGAAUAUCUUGGAACUACUUCUUGACGCUCUUGGUAGAUCUAGUCCUCUGGACGACUCAGAAGCCUGUGUUUAUGGUUAUGGGGCGGUGAAAUUCUUGUCCAUGAACAAUCAGCUCCAACAAAAGAUGAUUUCUUUGGGAACGUUGGAUCUCAUGGCCCUUCACAUGAAGAUCAUCAAUGUCGCUAAACUCGACAAAAUAGCUAUGACUGAGCAGACGAGACAUGCUUUGUUCCAACUCACAGCAGCACUAAGAAAUUUGGCCUCGGAAGACACAAUAUUCGAGAGAUUCAACUCAAGUGGUGCUACAUCUGAGCUGUGUGUCACUAUGGAAAUGUUUAGUGAAGACGCUGAUGUUAUCAGUAACAUCUCGAGAAUAUUGAGUAUAAUUUCAACGAAUGGAAGUUGCUGUGAUAAGAUAAUAGAGAAAAAAGAUGUAUAUAAAAUAUUCGUUCAAUUAUUCGAAAAGUACUCAGGAAGUGAAGAGAUUAUAGUGAGAUUGACUUACACCAUGGGAAAUAUUGUGGCGAAAGUAGAUAGUACAAGAGAGAAGUUCUUUCAUGAAUUUAAGUCAAUUGACACACUGCUGAAACUGUGGAAGAUUUAUUUGGAAAGAACCCUGAAGGUCUGCUCCAUGAAAACUGAUGAUGGGUCUGAAAGCGAGGAUGGUAAAUGUAGUGAAGAUGUCAUGAUCAAAGUGCUUCGAAUAACAGCUAAUAUUGUCAUAAAUCCAGAAAUAGGCAGAGAAGUGAACGAAAAAUAUGGAUUAAAAUUAAUCGAUGAGUUCCUGAAAGUUCUGAUUAGCAAUCCGUUCAAGAGAAAUCAGGAACUCGUUUUAGCAAUUUUGGGGACAUUGAACAAUCUUUCAUAUUACUACAUUACUGAAACUGAGCAGGAUAUAUUUCAUGUGAGACAAGUGGAUAUAAUCGAAGGCAUUUCUGAAUAUACAAAAUCGACCAAUAACGAGUAUGUAGUGGAAGCAAUGAGAAUAUUAGGGAAUCUAUCGAGAUCAAAAAUAACCAUAUCCUACGUUGUGAAAAAUGAUAUAUUCCAAACAUUGAUUAGCUUGCUUGAUCAUUACGAACAUCGAAUCCUGAAAACUACAAUGGGAGUGUUUGUCAAUUUAAUGGCAGACAAUAAAUCAAGAACUCUUUUUAAGAAAAGUGGAGGAGUUAAGAAAUUGAUCGCCAUUCUGGAGAAAUAUGGUCAAAACGAUUGGUUGAUGGGAACUUUGGUUUGUCAAGCCUUGUGGAAUUAUGCCAUUGACUCUAUAGAUCUAUAUGACUUAUUUACUGAGGAUGAAGUACAAAAACUACUAGUUUUGCUUGCAGAUUAUUUAGAUGAUGAAAAGCUUUUUGGCAUUAAGGAUGAUAUUGAAGAUUCUGAUAUCUAUGCUAGCCAAGAAUAUAUGAUAUGGGACGAAUUUGCAAAUGUUGCAACCAACUUGUUGGAAAAAAUUGAAUACUUUUUAGAUACAUUCGACCAAAUAGAUCUAGAGAGCAAGGAAGAAGUCAAAAAAAAAGAUAUCAGCACAAAUUUAUCUUUUGCCGCUUGGUAGUGAAUAGUUACUUAGAUUGUUAUUUAUAUUAUGAAAGAAGAAACUCUAUACCUGUUUUCAAAUUUUUUAUGGCAUCCUUAUAUAUUUUAGUGUUGAUAUUUGUGUAAAAUAUUUUUACAACAAAUAAACAGCAAUAAUAAAUAAA